AUGGAACUUCCUCAGCUGUCGCUCGACACCUACGUCGCGAUCUGCCUGGUAAUCGCCACACCAUGGCUCUACCGCACAUUCUCUCCAUUCUCGGAAGUGCGCACGAAAACACGAACAGAGCAGCUAGUCUCCACCACUAUACUAACCCACACACUGUACAUGCUCUACUGCCUUUUCGUUUCGCCGCCUCAGAAUGUGUUCACGUCUCUUGGUGUACCGAUGAGUGCUGCGCCGGAGGAGCUGCGUGUAAAGUUGGCGGAGAGGUUUGGGAGUGAGGAGCAUGUUCCGGAGUAUUUGAGGGUGUUGGUGAAGAGGCUUGGGUUGAUGGAUAUGAGGUCGUUGUAUAUCCGGUUUGGACACGACGUGCUUACGACGUGCUCAUAUUGCCAGUCGUUCGAUGACUUUGCUUUGUAUGCGUUUCCCUCCUCUCUCCUCGAAUAUGUUCGCGAAAUUGCUUUCGUCGGGCUCUUGACCCUACCAAAAACGCCCACAGCGCACUUCAGACCAGUAGGACUCGGCGUCCUCCUCGCCGCGCUCCUCAUCGAGGCAUACUGGGUACUCACAGUUCCAGUUCUAAUCACUCCACGCGGGUCAGAUACGACAACCACAAUGUGGCACGAUACCUUCAUCCUUAUCCGACACACCCUCUUCCUCCUUCUCCCGCUCAUAACAACCCUCGCGCCACACCUCGAACUGCACCGCGUUCCCAUUCUAAACGCCUUCAUACCCGCGCCGGAGACUGCCAAUCUUCCGCCAUCGCGCUUCCAGAUGCAGGGACAGGGAGGGCCUGUGCUACCAGACGGCAUCACGCUGAACCAGAUCUCAAAUAUGACGCUCAAGACACUCGGGCACCUCGUCCCGACGCUGCACCUGCUCAAAUAUUCGCACGCCGCGAUCAUGCGCUCGCAGCCUUCCUCUGCUGACGCAGAAGAUUCCUCCACACCAUCGCAGCACCUGCACGCCCGCGCAUCCGAAUGGUGGCGCGAAGAACGGCGCGAAGGUGAUAUCGUGCGAAAUGACGCGAACGUGCGGCAUGUGCUCAAGGCGUCCGGGCUAUCACUAGAUGACGAGGUCAAAGCUGAAGACGGCAGCGUGGUGCAACCUGAGGGCCCGUUGUUGAACAGCGCGAAGAUCGCGGCGAAUAUGUUGAAGGAGCAGGGCGCGCCGCCGAGUGAGUUUUGGGUGUUUAUGAAGUGA
This is a messenger RNA of Psilocybe cubensis, 1197 nucleotides long. RefSeq lists its product as uncharacterized. The record is from RefSeq and is a predicted model, not a curated record. The transcript is spliced from 4 exons. Lineage: Eukaryota; Fungi; Basidiomycota; Agaricomycetes; Agaricales; Agrocybaceae. Bases 1 to 1197 code for a protein of 398 amino acids.